Molecule: messenger RNA, 708 nt
Organism: Lentinula edodes (shiitake mushroom)
Lineage: Eukaryota; Fungi; Basidiomycota; Agaricomycetes; Agaricales; Omphalotaceae
Exons: 3
Coding region: 1-708 (235 amino acids)
Source: RefSeq, a predicted model, not a curated record
AUGGGUCCCAACCGUACACCAAAAACCAUUCGUCAUCGAGUGCCGGCCCCUAGAUCCUCCCCUCGCAGACACAAUAUGCUACUGCGUAGUAUCACACGGCCUGUAGAGAUUAUUCAAACCCCUGCCACUGUAGAUCCUUCUACUCCAAAUUCUCCGGUUCACACGAGCGAGCACUCAUUCCUCAAUGAGACCUCCGUCUGCCCUCACAUUCCUUCCCUUGUUCCACCCUCUGAUGACCUCCCCAAACCAGAGGAGGCUUCCAGUUCCUCCCUUGGUCUACCUCUUGACCUUGUUAUGCCAGAGGAACCUGAUGCUACAUCGAUUUUGGAGACAAUGUUCAGCGAAACUCGCGAGAAAUUCUAUGACGAACAGGAGAAGUCGAUACAGUUUGCAAUUGAGUACGCCGAACUUCUUUCACAACAGUGUAGUGAUUCCGCAAAGAUCAUCCUGUUGAAAGACAUUAUGCGAAAGUUGGAUUACUCCUGUCCCCUAUGCAAGAAUCUGGCUUGGAACCCCCAUUGUAUCACCACUGAGCGACGAAAAGGUGUCGCGUCCGGCAAGCUAUGUAAAUGCCUACAUUGUGGUUUUCCUGUCUUCCGAAAGCCCAAUCCAUCCAUAAUGAUCCAGCAAGUGGUUGAACGGAUUGCCACGAAGCUGAAGAUAGUACAGCCUCCCCGACAUGAGCUCGAUUGGAUGGUUGUUGUGUGA